This is a messenger RNA of Fusarium fujikuroi IMI 58289, 1905 nucleotides long. Its product is annotated as related to DEP1 protein, regulator of phospholipid metabolism. The record is from RefSeq and is a predicted model, not a curated record. Gene Ontology annotation, cellular component: Sin3-type complex. Gene Ontology annotation, molecular function: histone deacetylase binding. The transcript has 4 exons. Gene Ontology annotation, biological process: negative regulation of transcription by RNA polymerase II. The coding region runs from base 1 to 1905 and encodes 634 amino acids. NCBI's taxonomy places the organism in Eukaryota, Fungi, Ascomycota, Sordariomycetes, Hypocreales, Nectriaceae.
AUGGCUGUCACUGCUUCCGCACCAGCGCCUCUCUCCUCCCCGGCGCUUGGAGUUGCCGAUCAUGAGGACAGCAACAUCUCCAGCCCCCUCAGUGAGGUUGACACGAAAGAUGACAACGACGAAGACAUUGAGCAUAUGAAUCUCGAUCAUGAUGACGAAGAUAGCGUCAGGCGUAGCCCUCGAAAGAAGCCACCACCUACCGACGACUCGGACAGCGUUCUCUCUGACGCUCACUCCGAUGUACCCUCCGAUGGCAACGUCACAGAAGCUGAAACCGAACGACUAUAUGAUACACCAAAGCACCAAAGGCAACGAGACGUUGUGGUAGACCAAUACAACGAGGGCCAAGUCUACGAACACACUCCCAGCAAGCUUCGCAGGACAGCCAACAUGCACAACGACGACGAGGACGAAUCUGCAAUAGAUGACGACGAUGAUUCUACAGGCUCCCCCACAAUCGGUGAAGAUUCGCCAACAAAACAUAGUAUUGCACACAAUGCUGGACACGAAGACGAGCAUAAAAAUGACGCCCAAGAGCGGAAACGGAAGCGUUCACCCGCCGCCGAUCAAUCAGAAACCGAACAGCCGCUUAGAAAACGAGCAAGCUCAGAGCAUGCGACUGAUGUGAACAUCCCCCAGCAGCCAGAAGAGACUGUUUUGCAAGACGGGCCCACCCCUGCGCCUGAAAGCACCGGUACACAUACACCUGCUGAAGACACUGAUGCUUCUCCCCAGAAGAGAUCUACCAACAGAGAGACUGAUCUGGCAGAGCGUCUUUCGCGCGCCGUAAAAAAGAACACCCGCGGAUCCAAACGAAAAGCAGCGGCAGCUGUUGCUGAUCCUGACCCGGACACUGACAGCGGAAGUCAUGAUGGCGCGCGCGAUAGCGCCAGGGGAACAGACGUGGAUCACCACGACGAAGCUGAUGCAGAUGCGGACGAAGAAGUUGACUCAGCUACUGCACAUGAUGAAGAGCUGGAACGAAAACAAGCCGCUUUCAAGGAUUGGACUGUUAUCGAAGAAAUGUUUGGGGUGUUUCGUGACAGGCUCUACAAAGACCGACUUGAACGACUGGAAGAGGAAGAACAGUCACUCCUUGCCAGCGAACCGACACAUCCUGAGUACCUAAACAUGAAGCAGUGUCUGGAUGAUCGACUAGAACAAAAGCUACGCGAAAUAAACAAUGAACACGAAUAUCGCCUCAAGGCUCACGAGCGACGGUCCGUUGCCCAGCGAGCCCAAAUAUGGGGGCAGUACUACCAAGCGGUUCGUGAGAAGAGAGAAAGGACACUAGAAGCACUUAAUCAAGAGUGGUACGACAUCCAGACUGCAAGGCGAAGCGCACACAGCUUGCAGGACUGCGGCUUGCUCUACCCCAAGGAUCCCGCACAACGUGUGAGAAAUGCGAUCGCCUACAACACCGAAGUCUCAGCACUAGCUACGAUUGCAAAGUACAAAGGGUUCCCCGCAGGCCCCGAGAUGAGCGGGGCGACACCGUCGGAACUGGAAGAUGAUAUAGCUGCCAUUGAGCGAGCCAAGCGAUCACGACAUAAGCCAGUAAACCAACGACGCGAGGAAUACUAUGCCCAGCCAUUUGAUCGCCUCGGACCCGCUGGUGAACAAUUCCUUCGAGAGACGCCGUGGGCCAAUCCAAAUCAUUUACUUCACAAGGUGCACCCUACAGCUGCUUCAACGGAGGCACCUCCAGACGAGAUGACCAGCCGUGGUGCGCACCAAGCUUCUGUGCCUCCUGGCGCCCAAAUCACGCAGUCUCCUCCACUCUCAGCACGACUAUCGGAGUCUCCAGAAUUGACAAGAACGCUACUAAGCCCGGCUCACCAAGCUAAACGGGUUGGCAACCGUCUGCCCGGCGUCAACCGCGGUACAAAAGCAGCAGCUACAUAG